Messenger RNA from Phytophthora infestans T30-4, 755 nucleotides. RefSeq lists its product as uncharacterized. The transcript has a single exon. The coding region runs from base 48 to 755 and encodes 235 amino acids. NCBI's taxonomy places the organism in Eukaryota, Oomycota, Peronosporomycetes, Peronosporales, Peronosporaceae. The record is from RefSeq and is a predicted model, not a curated record.
CUGCCGACUACCAAGCCAACCAAACUACCAUCCAAGCAAUAAUGCGCAUGAUGCAUCACCCCCAGAGCGACGAGAUGCGUCCAGUGUCGCCACCCGGCAAGUCCGGUGCCAACAGCAUGCUGCUUGUACCAGACCUGCAGCCGCUGCGCAUGUGGCCAUGCCACUACGCCAAGGCAGCAGACGCUCUGGGCUUCCUCAAGGCCAUCGACCACGUUGAAGUGAACGAGACUGUCAAACGAAAGGGCAAGCUCUGCUACGUGGUUCAGGUCUUUCUUAAGAACCCGGAGAUCCGCAUCCCCACGUCACGCAGUUCAGCCAACUGUCGCUCGUCCACCGCGGCCGACACGACUCCGCAGCGCCGUCAGAGCGUCACGGAACUACCGAUGCCUCCAUCAGGUCCGCAGGAGUCGGACUACCAGCUGGAGCGCGAGUUCUCUGAGUUCGUUAAGCUCCGCUACAACAUUUGGGUACACGCGCAGCAGCCGCGUCCUGCGCGCGGCUGCAUCUACUGCGACGACAUCACGGCGUUCGUGGGCAACUCGAGCAAGCGCCCGUCAGGCCUCGUAGAGAAGAUCUGGGCCACCAAGGCCCACCGAAAAGACAUGAUGGAGGCGUAUUUGAAUCGCAUGGUGGUACUCGCCAUUGGGCGGGGCGGCGACGGCCAGCGAAGCCCACACUGCCACGGCUUCGACCACAUCCCGUACCGCCUCGUGCGCUUCCUUAAGAAGGCCGCAGAAGCCAACCACCUGCGCUGA